Messenger RNA from Aspergillus neoniger CBS 115656, 1880 nucleotides. RefSeq lists its product as uncharacterized. Bases 1 to 1689 code for a protein of 562 amino acids. The record is from RefSeq and is a predicted model, not a curated record. Lineage: Eukaryota; Fungi; Ascomycota; Eurotiomycetes; Eurotiales; Aspergillaceae. The transcript is spliced from 4 exons.
AUGAUCUGGUUCCAUCCAACCUGUUUUCGCAUUUUCAGGGCUACUUAUGAACCAUCCGAGGAGCCCUCAGUGAAACAUUUGGAAGUAUUUGCCGGUGCGACGAAGCCUGUUUAUCAACCUCUCUGCUCAGAGCAUGAGGCUGCUGCGUCUACCUUAGAAGGACUUCUCAGCAAACAUACUGCACCCAUCAUGCAGAAUUGCUUUAGUCAGGAAUUGCUGGAGCGCUUGCCUCUCGAGAUUUUGCUCAUGAUUUCCGAACUCAUUGGGCCAUGUUGGUACCUGACAGUUCUCGGGGAGAGCCGUCGACUCAUUGAGCACCAGAUACGGGACGGUGAGAUUCAGGAUCCCGAGGUCGACAUUUCCCGAGAUGUGUGGAUGUCAAGGGUCAAUUACAGGGGAAACUCAUACGUGGUACGGCUCAGCAACACUCCACUGAAGCCUACAACUUCUUCUCGCGUAUCCCACGUAAAACUGCCACGAGAGAUCCAGAAAAUAGUUCUGUCAACAGACAGUAUCGGCUUGCGGGGGGUCCAGUUUUUGGACGACAGAGCUACCCCAACACGGGAUGGAUCACCAUGGUACGAGAUACUCGAUGCGCAGCAUUUGCCACGUAAGAUUCACGUGAACUUCGAUGGACUUUUUGUGAGGGAGGUUCGGCUCGCUGCCUGCGAUUCACCUUCCGCAUCAAUAAUGUGGUCCAGCCCUUAUCCACCGACCUUCCACUCACGGAACUUUUACGCCUGUCGUAAGAAGCAUCGACUACACUACAUGGAGCUUGGACCUCAGGUACAAGGUCUUCUUGUCUGCUCGUCAGCCGGUCAGACUAUCGGCAUCCACGCUUUUUCAGGUACAAACAAACCGUUCCAGGACUUUCUCGAUUCGGCACAUCAACGCGUAAAAGAAAGCAUUAAGCAUUGGAUUUACUUCCCCCUCAACAGCAAUGAAAGAAUCAGCGGUGCUUGGGUCCGGAAGUUGAAAAUGUGCCAAGGACCAGCAGCCAGUCCUACCUUGGUUCUGCGCACCUGCCUAGGCAGAACCGUGACCUUCGGGACCUAUUUCCCAUCUCGCAUCACUGACCAACUCGAAUAUUACGCGCUGAUGAGCAGCUAUGACGGCUGUGUUUCAGGGUUGUUUCACGAUGGAUUUGAUCCAGCGUACAAAUUUAUAUCCGAAUAUGGAGUCACCUGUGAUGAUACCGACCACAGCGACAUUUCAGUUCCCCCACCCCUGCAUGCAGAACUGGAGCUUCCGGAAAUCCCUCCCGGGCGAGGUUCCAUUUCAUCCACAUGGUACAUGACAAAAGUGUCCUUGCGAGGCCUUACCAAAGUGCAGGUAUGCAGGGAUCAUGCUCAAGCACAUCAGCCUUAUGUGGGUUUCCUGAUGUUCUAUGAGGAUGGACACAUGGAGGCUAGUGGGCAAAUACGCUGGGAUUACGGCCUGGAUGACGAAGUCAGCUGCCCAGUAGUCGUUAAACAGGGGGUCGUUGGUGAGCGAGGAUUCAUCAGAGAUAUCCGUACUGCGCGAGACAAUUUAGAGAGUGAAGCAGGGCCAAGUGUAUGGCAACUUCCCGAGACGGGUUUCAUUGUUUGGUGGUUUAGCCACCUGGGUGAUAUGAUUGAGCCAUCGCGAUCAGGCAUUGCAAUGGCACGGGGGCUGUGUUUCUCGUCCACCAAUCAGCGACAACCAUGAUGUUGCUUGCGAAAACCAUAGGCUGUGAGAGAAUGCGGGAAAGUAAUGCGCACAAGGGUCCUCCAUUCCAUUCUCAAAUGAGAGUGUCCCACUCACAGUAGCCGCUGGCGCUGGCCUAGGAAGGGGGUUUGUCCGAGUGCUAGAUAUGUCGCGAGGAGAUGAGAAGUAGUAUCAAGUGUACGCAGUAGGCC